This is a messenger RNA of Colletes gigas, 2751 nucleotides long. It is a transcript of the gene slif, whose product is annotated as cationic amino acid transporter 3. Lineage: Eukaryota; Metazoa; Arthropoda; Insecta; Hymenoptera; Colletidae. The record is from RefSeq and is a predicted model, not a curated record. Gene Ontology annotation, biological process: transmembrane transport; amino acid transport. The transcript is spliced from 10 exons. Gene Ontology annotation, molecular function: amino acid transmembrane transporter activity. The coding region runs from base 327 to 2132 and encodes 601 amino acids. Gene Ontology annotation, cellular component: plasma membrane.
AUGAUACGUGGACUUCUUUCCCCCAGGCGGAGAACUUGAAGUUUUUUCAAGCGUUAACGCGGCCGCUUUAAAAUCAUGGUGGGAGGUGAUUGAAGUUUAUUAGCUAGCGGACAGGUAGAAGCGAGCAUCGUUAUAUUAGAGCACAUUAUUAGUUUGCGAUCGUACUCCGGUGCGACCGGUUCCACGGUGUCGACCUACUUCCGAUUCAGUUACGUAUGUCCAUCCUGUCUGGAUAAAGUGUCUUUGUGCGUGAGACGUUUUCCCUUGCGACACGCAUCUCCGGAAUCAGAGAAGGGAGAAGAACGUUAAAUUAAAGGUGGCUCGGCAUGGCGAGUCGAUUGUGGAGGGCACUGUCCCGAAGACGGAUCGAGGAGAAUCACGAGAGCAAAGGGGAGUUGGCUCGUGUUUUGGGUCUGUUCGAUCUGACUGCCCUUGGCGUUGGUUCCACCCUCGGUCUCGGCGUUUACAUACUCGCUGGCAGCAUCGCCAGAGAGACAGCUGGCCCAGCUGUUUGUAUCUCCUUCCUCAUAGCCGCCAUCGCUUCCGCAUUUGCCGGAAUGUGCUAUGCCGAAUUCGCUUCCAGGGUCCCCAAGGCAGGAUCGGCAUACGUUUACAGUUACGUGACAGUGGGGGAGUUCGUUGCUUUUAUCAUAGGAUGGAAUUUAAUUUUGGAGUACGUGAUCGGUACCGCGAGCGUUGCGCGAGGACUUAGCAGCUACCUGGACGCGUUAAUAGGAAACGUGAUAAGCAAAACGCUUCAUUCGGUCAUGCCUAUUCACGUUUCGUUUCUGUCCGACUAUCCGGAUUUCUUCGCUUUCGGGGUAGUGGUACUGCUUAUAGUCUUGUUGAGCAUAGGAGUGAAAGAGUCCUCGAUCUUGAACAAUAUAUUCACCGUUGUGAAUUUAAUUACCAUCGUCAUCAUUAUAGUCGCAGGGUCCAUUAAAGCGGAUCCUGCGAAUUGGAGAAUACCGAUAACUGAUAUACCGGACACGGUAAAACAUGCAGGAUCGGGAGGAUUCAUGCCAUUUGGCAUAACUGGUGUGAUGAUAGGCGCGGCCAAAUGUUUUUACGGUUUCGUAGGAUUCGAUGCUGUGGCCACUACCGGCGAAGAAGCUAAAAAUCCUCAACGCAACAUACCUAUAGCCAUCGUCGUGUCCUUAGUUAUAAUUCUGUUGGCCUAUUUCAGUAUUUCCACCGUGCUGACUAUGAUGUGGCCUUAUUACGAUCAGGAUGUCGACGCGCCGUUUCCGUACGUAUUCGAUCAAAUCGGAUGGCCAACGAUCAAGUGGAUCGUUAAUAUCGGAGCAGUGUUUGCAUUAUGCACAAGUUUACUCGGCGCAAUGUUUCCCUUGCCACGUAUACUUUACGCCAUGGGCAGCGAUGGGAUAAUUUUUAAACGACUAGCAAUGGUACAUCCGAAAACGAUGACACCUAUAUUCGGAACAGUGGUUUCCGGUUUAUUCACAGGAGCCAUGACACUCAUAUUUAAUUUGCAACAGCUAAUAGACAUGAUGUCUAUAGGCACUUUAUUGGCAUACACUAUAGUGGCAGUGUCUGUUUUAAUAUUGAGAUAUCAAGGGAAAGAAUGUACAUCUAACAAUCAUGCUAUGACUACAAUGAAUAAUUACGAACUGACACCAGUCAGUGUCUUAAAGCAAAUGUUCAAUCUGCACAAUCAAAAAGAGAUAAAUGAGAUCUCUACGAAAAUUGCAAAAUACGGUAUUGCGAUAUUGUGUAUUAUGGUAUUUGUUAUUGCGUUAUUUAUUAAUAAUGUAGGCGCAAAUGCCUUUGGCAAUAAUCUAAUAGAGACUGUGAUACUAGUCAUACUUGUGAUAAUAUUAUUAUUGAAUUUAGCGGCCAUCGCGAGACAACCUGUUCAAGAGAUUGAAGUAGCAUUUAAGGUACCAUUAGUGCCACUUCUCCCAUGUUGUAGUAUUUUCAUAAAUUUAUAUUUGAUGUUGCAACUAGACGCUUUUACGUGGAUCAGAUUUUCCAUUUGGAUGCUUAUUGGUUUCAGUAUUUAUUUCCUUUACGGAAUAUCACACAGUGAACAAGGACAAAGAGACAAAGUGGAAGCUGAAAUGAUAAAAAGGAAAUAUACAGAUCAAGUAAGAGUUGUAACUAUAUUCUGAUAAUCAAUUUGUAAUAUGUGAUAUUUGGUAUGAAUGUAAAAACAAAAUCUUCUCGGAAGAAAUCUUAGGUAUUACAGAAGUGAUUAUCGUUUCGGUGUCAAAAUACGAUUAACUGUAUUAUUUAUAUUAGCACGUCACUAGAAAAAAAGGACAUUAACAUUCCGACGGUAUAGAAUAUUUUUACGUAUUAUUACUAAAAAGCAGGGCUGAAUAAUAGGUUCCGAAAAUAAUGAUUUCAAAUCGUUAUAUAAGUUGAAGUUCUUGCAUUAGCUCUCAUGUGAACUGAAUCUAUACACACAAUAUAAAUAUUUGUCGUUUACUGUUUUCGAUUGAUCAGAUAAAACCUAUAUGAUGCAAGAACUUUAAUUUAAACCAAUACAAUCCGAAAUUUGGAUUCUUCGUGACAGUUAUUCGGAAUAAAAAGUUUUUCAUAGCUGCUUCAAAAACCUAAACCUGUAUUAUAAUAGUUUUCAAGCCCUGCUAGAAAGUGAAAUACUUGUUAUCAUAAACUUUUAACACGCUAGUGAACAGUGAUCGUUUUUGAACAUUACAUCAAUCCAUCCAUAAAUUAUUGCGCGUCAUAAAGUUAAUUCAUUAAAUCUUAUAAAUAUACUCACAA